UCAGGUGUUCUAUAGUAUGAACAAUCUAAUGCAGCUAAAAUGUUGCAAACAAACAUUCACCAGCCUAUUGAUUUGAUUCUGCACCUUUCAGUACAGAAUAGUAAUUUUUAUCAAAAAGUGUUAACAAAAGAAGAUAAGGUUUCGUUUUACGGAGUUUGUAACAGGAACUAACUGUUCCUUCAUUUGUUGGUUGGUCAUGAGUCAGCAGUUGUUUAGGGGCAGGACUCAAAUUUUACAAGUACUAAUGAUCUGGAUUAGUUUUAGAAUAAUACUAAAACUAAACUUUUCAGUGCUCUUUUCUUUUAAUCAUAUACCAUCGCAGAUUCACUUGGACAAACAAAAUGCUUAUAUAACUUGAAUUUGUUCCGUAAUGUCUUCACCAUCUAUCUCACCGGCACCGGCUGUUUCUCUGGUUGCCCUUUCAUGGCCAUUGCCGCCAAUAAUAGCACCCUUUUCUUCUCCACCAGCACCACCCUUGUUUGUGGAGAAUGCGAGUCCACAACCAUUACCUGGAAUUCCACCGUUUGCCUCGCCACUGCCACUAUCUCCUCUCACCCCCACUCCUAUUGAAGUGGCAGGAGCGCCUUCACUAUCUCCAUCACUGUCGGAAACUCCCUUGACACCUCUACCAACUCCAUCAAGAGCGACAAAAGCUGCACCCCCACCUUUGACAAGCCAAUAUGCACCUUCACCUUUUCCUCCACCUCCAGCCGAGACUACACCAUCAUCUAUUCUGCCUCCAGCGCCUUCGUCAUUCCCAUUGGCGCCACCUACAGCAGCAAAAUCUCCGGGGCUGUCACUUCCAUUGGCAAAUGGAAAUCUGCCAGAGAGUUCAAAACAAUCUCAUGUAUCAACAGGGCUUAUAGUCGGAUGUGUCAUUGGAGGAGUCUUUCUACUUCUUCUUUUUGGACUAAUCUGCAUUCGCAAUAGAAAUAGAAGAUCAAGUAGAAGACGUUCCACCACAGCGUAUAGACCUCCGAGCUUGGAACCAAAAGAUAACUGUAAAACUAUUGUGGCUCAACAUUCACAACAAAAUAGUUGGCCGGAUGGGGCACAUGUUAUCAGAGUCCAAACUGGGACAUUUUCUUUGUCACCCACUUCAACCAGCUGCGGAGAAGAAAAUCCAAUGCCAAUUCAUGGCCCUAGUAUUGUUUCGGGUUUGUCAAUUGGAACUUUUACAUAUGAUGAACUAGUUGCAGCCACUAAUGGCUUCGCAGAUGCUAACCUUAUUGGAGAAGGUGGAUUUGGUUAUGUUCAUAAAGGAUUUCUCGGCAACGGUCAAGAAGUUGCAGUUAAGCAGCUCAAAGAAGGAAGCAGGCAAGGGGAACGCGAAUUCCUGGCAGAGAUUGAGAUUAUCAAUCGGGUUCAUCAUAAACAUCUUGUUUCACUAAUAGGACAUUGCAUAGCUGCAACUAAGAGAUUGCUGGUUUAUGAGUUUAUUCCAAACAACACCUUGGAAUUCCAUUUACAUGGAAAUGGACGACCUAUCCUGGGUUGGGAUGUCUGAUUCAAAAUUGCUAUAGGGACAGCUAAAGAACUUGCAUAUCUCCACGAGGACUGUAAUCCAACAAUCGUUCAUCGCGACAUCAGGGCAGCCAAUAUCCUUCUCGAUCAUAACUUUGAGGCAAAGGUUUCUGACUUUGGACUCGCCAAAAGUUUUUCUGAUGCCAGGACUAGCAGCACUCACAUUUCCACCCGAGUAGUAGGAACUUUUGGGUACUUGGCGACAGAGUAUGCAUCAAGUGGCAAAGUAUCAGUGAAAUCAGAUGCUUAUUCAUACGGGAUCAUGCUUCUAGAACUCUCAUCACCGGACCCACCUAUUGGUCUCCCUGCAAAGAAAGAAUCAUUGGUUAACUGGGCAAGGCCUCUGCUUACUGAAGCUAUAGGACAUGGCAAUUUCAAAGCUUUUGUUGAUCCACGGUUGGAGAACAAUUACAAUACAAAUCAGAUGGCUAGCAUGGUUGCUUGCGCUGCAGCUUGCGUGCGACAUUCAUCAUGGCUACGACCACAAAUGAGCAAGGUAGUUCGUGCUCUAGAAGGACAUAUUUCGGCCAUGGAUCUCUACGAAGUAACGGAGCCUGACCACAAUACAUUAUAUGAUUUUGCCAGUACUUCAGAUUAUGAUCAUUUCCAAUAUAAUCACGAUAGAAAGGAACACGACAUGGCAUUGUCCAGUAGGCAAUACGGCAUCAGUGGAUACAGUGGAACCACCAGUGAGUAUGGCCUUAACCCAUCUAGCUCAAGCAGCGAUUCUAGCAACAGAUAAAAGUUCAACUUCCUUUUGUCAUUUGUAUUACUUUUAAAUUCUCUAGGGUUUAUAAGCAAUUAAAGUUUUAAGUUAAAAAUAGAUUAGAAACUCAGCACUCUGUUAAGCUUUUACAACAUAUCAUAAAGCAAUUUCAAUGCAAAUUUGUAGCUAAGGUUUCUUCAACUUCCAGCAGUUGCAGCUAGAAUUAGCACCUCUGAAUGGUUUGUAGGGUAGUGAACUUCCAUUCAGACCCCCUUAGUAUUCUCUAACUACCCACCAGUAUAAGUGUAGGGCAAGGUACCCUUUUGUAUUGGAGAAACAUAUGAUGAGUACAAAGAGCAUUUGGUAUUAGAGAAACAAAAGAUAAUCACAAAGAGCUUCCCCCAAUGAGACUGAGACUUGUAUUCAUUAAGCAAUCAUAUUCGCUGACCGUAUUUCUCAUAGGCUUUUAAUGUUUUAUUUACAGUAAGACUCUGAAGCUAUGCAAACAAAACCUCAACUGAUUGUCAUUCUAAUGCUUUUAUACAAAAACUAGUAAAACUUCCAAAAAAACAAAACAAAAAAAAAAACUAACCAGAAAGAACAGAGUCUAUGAUGUCGGCAU
This is a messenger RNA of Jatropha curcas, 2852 nucleotides long. It is a transcript of the gene PERK14, whose product is annotated as Protein kinase superfamily protein. Gene Ontology annotation, molecular function: ATP binding; protein tyrosine kinase activity. Gene Ontology annotation, biological process: protein phosphorylation. The record is from RefSeq and is a predicted model, not a curated record. Lineage: Eukaryota; Viridiplantae; Streptophyta; Magnoliopsida; Malpighiales; Euphorbiaceae.